UCAACAUGGUGUGACAGCUACACUUAAACAUGCUGAUCUAUGAUACUAAUAAUUGGUAAGGUUAAGGAGCAAAAGUCUGCUAAAGUUUCAAUUUUCAAACCAAACUAAGUUAUGGGUAAAAACUAGUGGUUAAACACGACGUGUGCAGUUUUGACGAUUAUUAUAAAUGAAAUAAAUGGAUCCUACAAUUGCAAAUAUACCACCACCGGGUUACGGCCCUCCACCAGCAGGUAUAGGGACUUCUCCCGUACUUCCUUCUGUACAGAUACCUUCUAUUGCACCGUUUCCGUCUAUAAUACCGCCAUUCAGCAUACCUCCCCCUGGCUUUAACUCAUUUCCACCACCAGGAUCCGGUAGUUCUGAAUGGUCAGAACAUAAAGCUCCUGAUGGAAGAACUUAUUAUUAUAAUUCAAUAACUAAGCAGAGCUCCUGGCAAAAGCCCGAUUCUCUUAAAACUCCUACAGAGUUACUUCUUUCACAAUGUCCUUGGAAAGAAUAUACAGCAGAUAAUGGGAAAGUAUAUUAUCACAAUAUUAAUACAAAGGAAUCUAGAUGGGUCAUUCCUCAAGAAUUAGAAGAAAUAAAGAAGAAAAUUGCAGAAGAAGAGAGUAAAACAACCUCAGUCACUUUGACGCCUAAAUCAGCAGAAGUUGUAAGUCCAAAUACAAAAAGCAGUACAUCUUCACCAAAAGUUACUACACCUACCCUUUCCAGCCCUGGAAGUAAGAGUGCUCUGGAAGCCUCAAUGGCUGCUACAUUAGCUGCUAUAAAUCUGCCAAAACCACCUGCAGUUUCUAAAGAAGAAGAGCAAACCUCAGCAGCUCAAAGUCAACCAGUUGCUGAUAAUAACAACACAGCUUUAGAACCCAAAGGGUUUAAAGAUAAAAAAGAAGCAAUGGAGGCAUUUAAGGAACUAUUAAAAGAAUACAAUGUUCCGUCAAAUUCUUCGUGGGAACAAUGCAUUAAAAUAAUACAACAUGACUCAAGAUAUGAAAUGUUCAAAAAACUAAACGAAAGAAAACAGGUUUUUAAUGCCUAUAAGACACAAAAACAAAAAGACGAGAAAGAGGAAAAUAGGCUUAAAACAAAGAAAGCUAAGGAGACACUUGAAGAUUUUCUGAUGAAUUCUGAUAAAAUUUCAUCGGCUACGAAGUAUUAUAAAUGCGACGAAAUAUUUGCAAAUUUGGAGGUGUGGCAAGCAGUACCCGAUACAGACCGAAGAGAAAUUUAUGAGGAUGUAGUAUUUACUCUUGCAAAGCGAGAGAAAGAGGAAACAAAGGUUUUGAAAAAACGCAAUAUGAAGAAAUUGUCAGAAGUAUUGGACAGUAUGACUGAAAUUCAGUACGAUACGACAUGGAGCGAAGCCCAAGCGAUGCUUUUAGGCAACGACUCAUUUAAAAAUGACGUUAAUUUACUGGCAAUGGAUAAAGAAGAUGCUUUAAUAGUAUUUCAAGAACACAUUAAAGACCUUGAAAAGGAAUAUUUGGACGAGAAGGAGAGGGAAAAAAGACGUUAUAAAAGACAGUGUCGUAAAAAUCGAGACCAAUUUUUAUCUCUUUUGGAUGUACUGCAUGAUGAAGGAAAAUUAACGUCUAUGUCUCUUUGGGUAGAGCUUUAUCCUCUUAUUUCAGCAGAUAUACGAUUUUCUGCUAUGUUGGGUAAUAUUCACAAGGUUUUCGUAGGGCAAAGUGGAUCUACCCCAUUAGACUUAUUCAAAUUUUAUGUAGAAGAUUUAAAAGCUCGAUUUCAUGAUGAGAAGAAAAUAAUAAAAGAUAUUUUAAAAGAACGUGAAUUCGAAGUAAAAAUUGAAACAACAUUCGAGCAAUUUGCCACGGUUGUCUGUGAAGAUAAAAGAAGUGCUUCGUUGGAUGCUGGCAAUGUUAAACUUACUUAUAAUUCUUUACUAGAAAAAGCUGAAGUGAGAGAAAAGGAACGCAUAAAGGAAGAAACUAAACGAAUGAAAAAGUUGGAGGGAGCUUUCAAAAAUUUAUUACGAGAAAUGAAUAUAGACUAUGAAUUAUCAUGGGAAGAAGUUAAGGCUAAAAUAGAAAACGAAGAAGAAUUUUUGGCGUUCGAGUCUGAUAGCGAACGAAUUAAAGUGUACAAGGAUUUCCAGCAUGAGAUGGAAGAGUCUUGCAGUCAUCAUCACUCACGAUCUCGUAAAUCAAAGAAGAAAAAGAGUAAAAAAUACCGAUCAUCAAGUACCAGUGAAUCUGAAUUGGAUAAAGCAAAAAAAUCGUCUUCACACGGUCACCAUAAAGCAAAAAGUUAUAGUUCUAGUGAAGAAUUGAGUGAAGAAGAACACAGCGUAACCAACAAAAAAAAGAAGAAGAAGAAACACAAAAAGAAAAGUGUCAGUAGAAGUCCAUCUCGAGAGUCCAUAAGUAAUAGCAACUCUACAUUGAAAAGAUCAUCUCGCAGAACACCCCAAGAAAACGAAACUGGAAACGUAGCUUUCACAGAAGCUGAUCUUGAGAAGCAGAGGGCGUUACUCUUAGCACAACUUAAAGAACCCGAAAGUGAUUAAUGACUACUCUGCUAUUAAUAUUAAUAAAAUACUUUUAAU
Agrilus planipennis (emerald ash borer) is the source of this 2566-nucleotide messenger RNA. RefSeq names its product pre-mRNA-processing factor 40 homolog A (gene Prp40). Bases 176 to 2527 code for a protein of 783 amino acids. Gene Ontology annotation, biological process: mRNA cis splicing, via spliceosome. The transcript has 13 exons. Gene Ontology annotation, cellular component: U2-type prespliceosome; U1 snRNP. The record is from RefSeq and is a predicted model, not a curated record. Lineage: Eukaryota; Metazoa; Arthropoda; Insecta; Coleoptera; Buprestidae. Gene Ontology annotation, molecular function: protein binding; RNA binding.